AUGGCCCCGGCUAAGCGCGCUGACGCGGUGCGGGCCGGAGGGGCCCAGGCGCCGGGCGGGCCGGCCGGACGCCUCGGAUUCAAGAAGCGGCAGCAGCAGCAGCGGACAUGGCGGGCGAACUCGCGGCAUGUUUUCUCCGGCAGCGUCCACGAAGGACAAGGAUUUGCAUUUCAGAGGAAACAAAAGAUUCAGCAAGAGUACAAGAAAUUGCUGAGGAAAGAAAAAAAGGCACAAAUUUCACCAGAGUCUCAGUUUACAGAAAGAUAUCCAGAGCAUUUAAAACAUCUGUAUUUAGCUGAAGAAGAAAUGCUCAGGAGACAGCGUAAAAAAGAAAAACAACCUUUGCCAGAAGAAGAAUGUAGCACGACAGUGAACCCUAUUAUCACUCCAAAAAGAAAUAAGAAAAAAACAUCGAACCAAAAGGCAAAAGAAGAGUAUGAACGGGUACAAGCUAAGCGUGCUGCUAAGAAACAGGAGUUUGAGAAGAGAAAGCAAGAAAGAGAAGCAGCGCAGCAGCGCUACAAAAAAAAGAAAAUGGAAGCAUAUAAAGUGCUGAGCAAAAGGACUAGAAAAGGCCAACCAGAUCUGAACUUACAAAUGGAGCAUCUUCUAAGGAAAAUACAGGAGAAAACAUAAAAUGUAUUGUGUCCUUUGAUGCGCAUUAAAAUAUAUUUUAUAUUGUCUAUGGAUUCUUUUGAAUCAGUUAAUAUACUUCUUUGUUAUUUGCAAUUUUGUGCUCUUUGUGUAACAACAGACCAAUUCAAGCACAUUGGAAGUGUUUUUAUUUUUGCAGAGAACAUUUUAAAAAUGCUAUAAUUUUUUUAUUGCUUGAUGGUUACUUCUUAAAGAAGAUUGAUCUACUGAAUUAAAACAUUCUGUUGAAAUGAA
Molecule: messenger RNA, 888 nt
Organism: Vombatus ursinus (common wombat)
Lineage: Eukaryota; Metazoa; Chordata; Mammalia; Diprotodontia; Vombatidae
Gene: CCDC59
Product: coiled-coil domain containing 59
Exons: 4
Coding region: 1-636 (211 amino acids)
Cellular component (GO): nucleus
Source: RefSeq, a predicted model, not a curated record